Messenger RNA from Prunus armeniaca (apricot), 186 nucleotides. NCBI's taxonomy places the organism in Eukaryota, Viridiplantae, Streptophyta, Magnoliopsida, Rosales, Rosaceae. The record is from the annotation of a GenBank genome assembly.
AUGGACUUAGAGAGUGAUGUAGCUAACAAUGAGUUGGUCUUGUUGGUACCACUGAGCAUGGGCGGGAUUGGUUUGGGUAAGAUUGGCGAUGGUGGUUGUGGGUGUUGCGGUGGUAGAAGUGGAGGUUUGGGCAGAAGGUUGUUUAUGAGUGCCAUCGAUAAAUUUCCAGCGGUCAUGACCGACUAA